Molecule: messenger RNA, 4705 nt
Organism: Wasmannia auropunctata (little fire ant)
Lineage: Eukaryota; Metazoa; Arthropoda; Insecta; Hymenoptera; Formicidae
Gene: olf186-M
Exons: 6
Coding region: 1248-3161 (637 amino acids)
Molecular function (GO): signaling receptor binding
Source: RefSeq, a predicted model, not a curated record
CUGGACGGCUCCGCGUGUCGACAGACUGGUUUUCCAUUGGCCGAGGAAUCGACAAGAGUGACAUUCGGAGGAGAGGAGAGUCCGAGUUUUGUCUCUCCCUUCCUAUCGCCUAUUGCCACGUUCGUUCGGCGAGAGUCAAUAACCAGACUCUUCUGACAGCAAAUUUGGAAUUAGACACGAGGCUCGACUCGAGAAGCCUUUUAACCUCGAUCGCACACAUGCAAUGCCUAACAAUAUCUAAUGAUGUCUAUUAUACUAUAAAUAUUUCUAAUGGAUAUGUUUAUUUAUCUUAUCUCAUGUUUGCAAAACGUAGGUAUACACAGAAGAUAAAGAAUAACAUAUCAAUUCGAGGCUCAGCAUUCGAAUGUCAUCUGUUAUCAGCAGCGGCAAGCCAGAAAGUUCGUCGACGGAUCUCGGAUGGCAGCACUCGCUGUUCUCGUAUAUAUAGAGCAUCGAAUAAAUCACAGGUGACCGGCGACACAUAUAUAUAUUACCAUUAUUACCUCACAAACUAAAAGUCAUUUGGAGUAAAGUGAGAUUUCUAAUCAAUUUCUAGUCGCAUGAAAGUUUUAAACUCGGACGUUCUCUCGCUUCUGAAAUUAUUAUAAAGCGCAGACACUCGAAUAUUCGAGCCCCUCAGAAGUUAAACCGAUCGACUCCCACAUUUUAUUUUCAUUUUCAAACAUUUUUAAUUCAACACACGCUUUUACUUUAUUCCUUCGUCGAUUCCUUGCAUUUUACUUUACAUGGAAUUGAUUGGCUUCUGAAAAGUUCGUAUAUCGAUCCUGUGCUUCACUGACUUUACGACGUUCGAGUACUCUUUUCCUUUUUGAAUUGACAAUCUUUUUCUCCGCACAGAGACUCCGCGGACUCUCACUUGGGAUUUCCUUCCUUCCUUCCUUCCUCGUCGCUUCUCGGAAACUACGUCGUCACUCGUCUUAAAGAGGGGCUUCGAGAAUCUUUCCUAUCCGCCACUGAGACCUCUCCGCGGGCGCAUGCUGCACAUAUGACAUGACGUGGCGGGCGAGCGGAGUGUCGACACGGCCAGGCGCUGACGAGUGGACGCGCGCUCUCCGCGGGCCGAGCAGUCCCAAUCGCUCCGCGCCGCAAGCGAAUCGCUCGACGCCGAGCGCGCACAACAUGCGCCUGAGUCUCGUCGAGUCGCUCUGAUUGCACUGAACGCAGGGACAUCGCUGCCAAUGCCGCUCGUAUAUCGGUGCCCUGAUUGAAGUGCUGCUCGACGGGAUAUGGACCCAGAGAAUGUGGGCAAGGAGACUCUCCUGAAAGUGACAGAUUGGUUGCGUGGAAUUUGGGAAAUGAGACGGCGCGCCGGCGGACCGGUUCAACAAUGGAUUGACUCCAUACCGCCGUCCGCGAGGUCGGACAUUGUCAUUGCGAGCGAGUGCCGAGAACGUAGCCAUGGGCAGAAACCGUUGACACCAACCGAGCCUAAGGAGAUUCCGUUUUCUAAGGACUUGCAGCCCCCAAGCAUGACCGUAUCGGCGCCUAUUAAUGUUCCUAAUUCUCCAGCGAUGAAUACACCGGUAUUACCAAGUUCGCUUCCCCAUCAGAGACUGGCGUCGCGAGACGCGAGCUUUCAGUCGGACAGCAGUCACUGCAGCAGCGUCGAGAGUCUGUUAGAAUUGCGAAAGGCGGAUCCGGCAGCGAUUCUGCUCGAUCUCGGCUUCGGCGGCUCAUCGAGCAGUCCGCAGGAGAACGGUACAAUUUCUCGCAUUCCUAGAAGGUUCCUACAGCCGUCGUCGUUGCGGGGCAUCGACGUAGACGAGUUUCUCAAGCAGCAACAGGAGACCACCGAAUCCUUCGAUUCGGUGUCUUUAGGAUAUAGAGGCCUGACGGGAUCGCCGUUUAUAGCCCCAUCGGAAAUUGUGCAGAAGAUUAAGGAACGUUUGCGGGAGCACGAGAGCCACGAAGUGGACGCGAGCUUGUACCUCUGCGACCAGUACAAUUUAUUGCCUCAGAAUGGAAAGCUCUCUGUGCUGUCCCCCGAUAACAGGCAGUUCCUGGAACAGCCGCGUUCCAAGAGUCCCGAUAUGCGCAACAAGCGUAUGAUCAUAGGGCAGAAAUCAUUCGCUUUCGGACGCGACGGAAAUUUAAUCGAGAUAUCUACCGAUGACACGGAGCUCAUCACGCGCGAUACAGUAAAUGAUCACAAUAGCUCGUCGGAUGCCGGCGAAUCCGUAGAAUUGAAGCAACCGUCCCCGGAGAACAGUGUAACGUUCGAUCACCGAUAUCUCUCGAAGUACGACAAGAAGCUGGCGAAACAAUUGUCGUUCGACGACGAUGCUGGCGAAUUUUCCGAAACUGACCAAUUUUCGAAAGAUGAUCGGGAGAUCCCACGUAGCUUGAACGUUGCUCAAAGUGGCACAAAUGUAGACGAUAGGGAACGAGAACGUAAUGAAUUAGGCGAAACCAUCGGCGAGCUCUCCGAUGCUCGACGGGCCAGCGACGGCUCGUGCGACGCCAAAUCCUUAACGAGCAAACCGUUUUACGGUAGGCGAUUCAGCGACGGCGCGAUGCGCAUUGCCGAGCGUCAAAGCGAGGGGUACGCGUUAAUGCAAAAGAGAAGGAGUCUCAAAAGACAGUCUAGAGUAUGUGAUACAACCGCAAUGCACUAUUGCGAUCAAAGUCCUACUAGGUCUAGCAUACCGAGUAUAGUAAUAAUAGAACCUAAUGUAGAUAACGAGGUGUCGAGCGACGUAACUGAUAGUUCACAAUUAAAUGUGCCGAAACCGUUCGAGUCGACCGACGACAAGGACAAUCGGGAGUUGAGGGCCGACACGGAGUCUUCGUUUGGUAAAUCCAGCUGCAUGCCUCCGCCGUCGAACGUCAGCGAGUCCGUCGACAGAUUGGAGGGCUUCGACACCGCGCAGGAAGAUUCGGCGUCGAGCGAUCACUCUUGCACGGACGAUUAUCAGGCUUGUUGUUACAAAGGUAAGGUGUGUAAGGAUUGUAAGCACGGUAAAAACUGUCCGGACUGCUGUUGUCACGCCAGCAAACGGAAGUAUCGGAAAAAGAUGGAGAAGAUCAUGCAGGAGAAUAAGAGAUUGGAGGAUAUGCUGGCGAGAAGUAGAAGAGAGGUGGCGGAGAUUCGUGAUAUGCUGAGCAACGUGUUGUCGGUCAGGAUGGAACCGGGAUUUUAGAUAUGCGAUUAGAUAUGGGAUUUUACGAUUGCUAGAGUAUAGUUGCCAGUUUUGGCGAGAGUAAAUACUAGCCAUCUUGUGAUAGGGUGAAUGUGUGUUAGAGAGAAUUAUAGUACCUUGUAGUAACUUUGGGACCUUCCAUUCGACACUUCGUGAUCUAAUCUAUUCUUCUAUUUCAGAAGUCAAAUAUUUUCGAAGUUCACGUUUUUUGUAAGACACUAGCGAAAGCUAUUUCUAUAAUGUAACGUCUAAGAACGAUCCCGCAGCAUUUCUUUUUUUAUCUGAAACUAUGAAAAAAAAAUACAAAUAUGAUAACGUUCGAUUAUUUUUGCAUGCUUAUAAAUUCGUGAAAUUAUUAAUAUAAAUCUUUUCAUAUAUUUCGAUUUAUAUUUAUAUAACUCGUAUAUUUUUUUACAUUUACCUAAAGAAAGUUAUAAUUAAACAUAAAAAUCUUAUACUAUAUUUUGAUUUUAUUUAAUAUUAGGUAUUGGCACACGACCAAGAAAGAAAUGCAACAGAUUUAUCAUUACAAUACUUCGUUAAUAUUGACGUAGGUGUACAUGAUGUGAUUAAGAUAAAUGUAAGUUUUAAUUGAGAUAUGUCAGUUUAAACAUAUGGAUGAUAUUUUGGGAUCGAGAAGAAAAGAUUUUAUAAUCGAUAUCUGAGGUAACUAAAACUUUAAGAAUCCUGUGAGAUCCAUUUACUAAAUGUUUUCGUGAAUUUUAUUUUAAAUAAGUUACUUGAGACUACUGGCUCUUACAUUAUUUCGUCUUUUCUAUCUUUCUGUAUCUAUCUCCUAUUCUAAUCGUUACAUUAUUAUUUGUAUUGUAAAUCGCAUAUACAUUCCCGUUUCCCGCUACCAUACUUCCGAGUAUAGUAGUAUAUACUUGUUAAGUUUGAAAUACUGAAUUAACCUUUGUUACCUUGUAAUUAAAUUUGUUAAUUGAAAUAUCUCUAGCUCACAGUUGAAAAAAAAAAAGAGUAUCAUAGUUGUGCCUUGUUCACGUUUGAUAGAAUUUUUCUGUAUAAUUUAUUUAAUAUUUUUAUAAACAUAUACAUAAUAUAUAUGCGCACGAAAGGAAGAUUAACUACAAGCCGAGAAUGCCCAAUCAGAGCUGUAAUGAAAGUUUGAUACUUUCAUCACUCUUUUUAAAUAAUAUUUACAGUAAGCUUGAAAUGCUGGUCAUUCCAUACUGUAUGCAGAAAGAACUUGAGAUCUAGUCUUCUAUAAUACUGUCGGCACGGUGAUAACAUGUUUAACUAUUAAUUCUUAAUCCUCUGCCUCUUCCUGAUAUUUAUAAUCAAGAUAACGUGUUCCCCAGGAAUUUCACAAAACUGUUACUCAAUAUCAGUCGAGUAUAAAUUAUUGAGAGUUAAUUUAUGCUGCCAUAUUGGAAUAAUGCUACAUUUCCACAUAUCACAUUGAUAGAUAUUUAUAGAUAUAGACAAUAUUAUUUAGCUUUAAUCUAACAGCGGGAUCAGUAGCCAAUAUACUAUAUACUAUAAGAGAAAUCUGCGAUUUAAUAAACUGAAUGAAAUUUAAA